This is a messenger RNA of Actinia tenebrosa (Australian red waratah sea anemone), 783 nucleotides long. RefSeq lists its product as uncharacterized. Gene Ontology annotation, biological process: cyclooxygenase pathway; response to oxidative stress. Gene Ontology annotation, molecular function: heme binding; peroxidase activity; oxidoreductase activity, acting on single donors with incorporation of molecular oxygen, incorporation of two atoms of oxygen. Lineage: Eukaryota; Metazoa; Cnidaria; Anthozoa; Actiniaria; Actiniidae. Gene Ontology annotation, cellular component: neuron projection; cytoplasm. The record is from RefSeq and is a predicted model, not a curated record.
AUUGAUUAUUUCAGCACUGAUAGCUAAGAUCCACGUCGUAGAGUGGACACCAACUAUUCUCAAUGAGAAAUUCGUGAAAUACGCUGUUGAUGUUGAAUGGUUUGGGAAACUAGCACCGGAAGUUCUGUCGGCACUGAUGAAAAACAACGUCACACUAGACCCAGGGUCUGUCAAGGCCAAUAUUGGUAACCCUAGAAACUUCGGCAAGAAUAAUGUUCCUUUUUCACUGACUGAGGAGUUUGUAGCAGUCUAUCGGUUCCACUCGCUAUUACCAGACCAAAUACACAUUCGCAGUAUGGAUACAGGUGCAAAGACUGGCAAAGUCUACACAUUACCAGAGGUUACCUUUGGAAAGGUGGCAGACGUGUUUGAUCAGAACGACAUCAAAGACAUACUUUACACAUUUGGUACGGAAAACCCAGGUCAACUGGUGUUAAACAACUACCCUGUUACUACAUCUGAUCUAGUGAUACCAAAACACCAAGGAGGUGGUGGGCUGAUCGACCUCGCCACGAUAGACAUCAUCCGUGACCGUGAGCGCGGUAUCCCAAGGUAUAACAAGUUCCGUCACCUUCUCGGUCUCCAGCCUCUAGUCAACUUCACACAAUUCGACGUGUCGCCGGAACAAGUUCAGAAGCUCAAGAACAUCUACAAUAACGAUAUYAACCAGGUUGAUUUGCUCGUUGGAUCUCUUGCGGAGAGGAGGCCCCCGGGGUUUGGGUUUGGCGAGACUCCCUUCGUGCUAUUCCUCUUGAUGGCUAAUCGACGAAUGUUAACGGACAG